Castor canadensis (American beaver) is the source of this 291-nucleotide messenger RNA. RefSeq names its product serine peptidase inhibitor, Kunitz type 4 (gene Spint4). The record is from RefSeq and is a predicted model, not a curated record. Gene Ontology annotation, molecular function: serine-type endopeptidase inhibitor activity. NCBI's taxonomy places the organism in Eukaryota, Metazoa, Chordata, Mammalia, Rodentia, Castoridae.
AUGCCUGCUAAGCUGGCACUUUUUCUAAAGUUCUUCAUCUUCUGCUCACUAACCACCCCAAUACUGAGUGGUAUGACAAGAAUUUCUGAGAUGAUAUGUGGAAAAUUCAAAGAUCCCUGCAUAUUGCCUAUGGAUCCUGGCAGCUGCUAUGAAAUUCACUUUAGAUAUUUCUACAACAAAACCUCUGAUACCUGUAACAGUUUUCUCUUCAGUGGCUGCGAUGGCAACCUUAACAACUUCCAUCUUAAAAUAGAAUGUCAAGUGGCCUGUGUUAAAAAACCCAAAGUGUAA